UGCCAAUAGCAGGUAUGUGGGUUUUGUUUUUUUUUUCUUUUUUAAAAAAAAUCAGACUCACUUUCUUCUAAUUUGUUGUUCAUGUUACUUAUUGGGAGAAAUUGCAGGACAGAAGACCUGAAUAUACCCACUCACUAAACCAAAGUGAUGAUGUUGUGGAUUGUGUGUCUGCUGAUUGGUGGCAUAACCUGUGCUCCUGUAGAAAAAGACUAUGGAUCAGAAGGUGCUCCUUCAGGAGCCACAAGCUUCAACCCACAGCCAGCUCCUUUGUUUGCUCACUGGGGAGGAGCAGUGAGUUCUGAUGUGGGCAGCUCCUCUUUAUCAAGUCUACCAAUCCCAAGCUCCUAUGUGGCCACUGGAGGUUCUGCUGACAGCGGCUACCCUAGUUUCAGAGAUGAAGGCUAUAGCAGCCCUGGGGUUGUUUAUGCAGCCUCUCACACUGGUGGCUAUGACAGUGGUGCUCCAAGUGCUGGUUAUGGCGGUUAUGGUGGUUAUGGCGGUUAUAGCGGUGGUUAUGGUGGGGGCUAUGGUGGCGGCUAUGGUGGCUCAGCUGGUGGUUAUGCAGUGAGUGGCUCUUACGGUUUUGAUCCAGCCCCUGGAGGUGAAGACUUGAGCGCUGGGCCUGCUGCUGGUGACGGUGCUGGUGUUGAAGCCCCUGAGCCAGUCUUCAGUGACGUGUCUGAUCUGGAGCCAGUCUACUCCUUCGGCUCUCGUUCCAGCUACCAGCGAGGAAGAUCAGUAUUUGCUCAAACCAGCUACAUCCCAGGAGAGCCUGUUCUUCCACCCAUGCCAGUCUACAGACAUGCAGGCAAAACCUCUAAGGUCAGCAGUUCGUCUGAUGUUCCAGCCAAAGGUGGCUUCUGAAGAUUUUUCUGGUCUCCAUGUUUUCAGAUGUCUCACUGCUGCAAAGUGAUCAUAACCAGAUGCCAAUAAACUUGCUUUAAUAAAGUCUUGUGGUCC
Toxotes jaculatrix (banded archerfish) is the source of this 960-nucleotide messenger RNA. Its product is annotated as shematrin-like protein 2. The transcript is spliced from 4 exons. The record is from RefSeq and is a predicted model, not a curated record. Lineage: Eukaryota; Metazoa; Chordata; Actinopteri; Toxotidae. Bases 148 to 864 code for a protein of 238 amino acids.